UACUUCCGCUUGUUACUCAUACAAAUGUAUCAUGCGUAAUGUUAGCGGCAUAUUCUCGCUGCAUCGUAACAUAAUUUAUGUUUGCAGAACAUCGCAAUGUAAGUUUUGAAAUGAACGACUUAUACUAAACUUAAUUGUUAAUUCAGUUUCUUCAAAAGCGUUUACUUAUGAAAAUGCAUACUCAACUAUCAUUCACAACGUUGUUUGUGAUUGUGUCCAUUCUUUAUACAGUUAUUGCGGAUUCUUGUAACAAUUCAUCUUGUGAUUCGGUUAAGAUGCCUCUGCUUUCGAAUAACUUAAAAGCGCCUCUCUUUGCUGACUUUGAUGUGUCUGCUUUAAACGAACAACUAAAGGAUUAUAUCGAUCAAAACAUUUUUUCUAUAUUUACAAAACAAGUGGAAGGCAUUGUUAGCAAAACGCAAAGCGAUAUGAAAACACAUAUGCUAAAGGAAUAUUCGUCAAAGUUGGAAAAAUCGGAAACAAAACAUGGUGAAACUUUAUCAAGGAUGCUCAAUGAGUUUGAACAAAGAUUUGUAAAUCUGUCAGAAAAACAAAGUGAAAAUGCAACUAAGUUAAUGACAGAUGUAAAGGAAUGGAAAACAACUCUGAUGCACUCCAUGAAAGAACAUAGUGGAAAGCUCCAGAAGUCUGAAAUUGCAUAUGAGAAUAAGUUAUCAGAAGUUCUCAAAAACUAUAAUGAUAGGUUUGCUCAGAUAUCAGAAAAAGCAACAAAACAUUUCUCUGACAUAAAGACAAAUCUAAAAGAAUGGCAAAAAAAUCUGGUCACCGAUAAUGUGAAAUCAAUCUCAAAUAAUUUAACACAGUUUGCAAUAGAUAUGGAAAAAUGGAAAAACAAUCUUACAGAAUCAUUACCGGACAGGUUUCUGUCCAUGAAGCAGUGCAUUGGUACAAAUCAGAUAUAUUGGGAAAAGGACGGACUUAAUGACGAUACAAGCAUUUUAAGGAAAUUUUGUAACUCUGAUGGUGACGGAGGUGGAUGGAUUGUAAUACAAAGACGACAAGAUAACUUUACUGAUUUUUAUAGAACUUGGUCAGACUAUAAAAAGGGGUUUGGAAGUCUGAAUGGCAGUUUUUGGUUAGGAAACGACAAUAUUCACAAACUCACCUCAAGUGGACGGUAUGAAUUACGAGUGGAUUUAAGUGACUGGGAAGGAGGAACAUGGUACGCUGUGUACAAGACGUUUAAAGUAGAAAACGAAUCAUCCAAAUACAAACUUACUGUUGGUGAUUACAGUGGCACAGCAGGUGAUAGUCUCGGGUAUCAUAAUUCGGAAAAGUUCUCUACAAAGGAUCAAGACAAUGACAGUGCUUCCAACGACUGUGCCAAAGAGGCACAGGGAGGAUGGUGGUAUAAAGGUUGUCAUCAUUCAAAUUUAAACGGCAUCUACAAAAGAGGCAAAUCAGAUCAUUGGAACGUGUGGUUUUCGGAUCAGUGUAUAAACUUCCAGUUUGACAAAAUUAGUGGAGGGGAAACUCUGACACCACAAUCGUCCGUUGAAGAAAACCAUAGUUUGUCGUCAAAUAUAACAAGUUCUCGCAAAUCAAUUGGGCGGUUUCGGAAGAUGGAACUCAAUCCAAUACAUUGGGAAAUAUGUGAAACAGAGGUUGUCACAUCUAUCCCUUAUGAUGUUAAUGGAUUCAGGAAAUUCAAAAUUGAGUGCAAAAUAGACGACAUGAUGAAGAAAACAAAAGAUGUAUGCUUCACAUGUGGGAGUCCAGCAGAAAUAGUUGCAUGUCCAGGAGUUAAAAUAUGGGAGUACGAAGCAAGCUCUACAAAUGUGACAGUUAUGUACAAAAAUGAGCAUUCCUGUGUGGCAAAGAAAAAGAAGAUCUCAAACGAGCUUAUUAAAAAUGAAGUGGCAAAGCACCCUGGCGUCAAACCUAAUAAGUUAGUUAACAGCAAAAUGGUUAAUAUUAUGGCUGCUGAUGAUUUUAGUUGGGAUGAUGUUGAACUGGUGGCAGAAAAAUUUGUUGAUAUGAAGCAAGUAUACAAUGCGCGUGAGGAGUUAAAGAUGAAGAUUAAUCCAAUGGGACAGAACUUUGAAGCACUUGCGUUGUACAAACAGAAAUGUGACGAAAACGACAAACUUUUUAUUUAUCGAGUAAAUAACCGAGCACUAAAUGGAAAACCUUCUUUUGUUUUAAAUCAAGCCAAGCCAUGGCAAAUAUUUGCCUGGAAAUGGACAGAGAUGGGAGUGGUGUUAUGA
Mytilus trossulus (common blue mussel) is the source of this 2228-nucleotide messenger RNA. RefSeq names its product fibrinogen C domain-containing protein 1-B-like. Bases 168 to 2228 code for a protein of 686 amino acids. Lineage: Eukaryota; Metazoa; Mollusca; Bivalvia; Mytilida; Mytilidae. The transcript has 8 exons. The record is from RefSeq and is a predicted model, not a curated record.